Fragaria vesca subsp. vesca is the source of this 3555-nucleotide messenger RNA. RefSeq lists its product as uncharacterized. The record is from RefSeq and is a predicted model, not a curated record. Bases 278 to 3301 code for a protein of 1007 amino acids. The transcript has 3 exons. Gene Ontology annotation, biological process: regulatory ncRNA-mediated gene silencing. Lineage: Eukaryota; Viridiplantae; Streptophyta; Magnoliopsida; Rosales; Rosaceae.
AGAUGCCGAAUGAAGCCAGCCCAGUAAGUUGGACAAGCUAAAGAUCCAAUCUUUGUGUCGUUUGUUCAGAUUCUCAGCAUCCCCAACAACAAAAGGUUUGAAAUUUGAUCUCUGUUUGGUCCCUUUGUUUGAGUAUCAACAAGGCUUAGGAUUCAUUCACUCACUCACUAGGGUUAAGUGUUUCCCGAGCUCUCUCUGAUACUAUAGUUCAAUACAAAUCUGGAAACUUGGAAUUGGAUUGUUAGAGAAGUUGGUUGUAUCUGUUAAACUUUGCAAAAUGCAACCUCGGAGGCAUGAGGGUUUCAGUAGACAGCAGCCUCCAGAGCCUAAAUUACAUCCUGAGUACCGAUUCGAAUCUGGUGCUGCUGCCAACAACCCUGAUGGUAGUGCUAGUGUUAGUAGGAGGAGACCUGAGGAGGUACACCGGACUAUUAUUAGGAGGAGUUUGAGCCCUCAGCAAGAUCAUCUUGCUGUCAGUCAAAGGAAUGUUGCGAGGAGGGAGUACAGCUGGCAUUUGGGCAGCCGUGGCCGUAGGAUUGAUCCCGUGCGGCGCAGGUCAAGAUCGGGGUCACCGCUGCGGCUGCCUUAUGGUGAACUGAGGAAAAUGUCACAAUUUGAGGAGGAAGAGGAAGACGGGGAUUUUCGUAGGAGUUAUUCACCGCCACCACCAGUACCUGUUCCGGUGUCUGUUCCUUUGGAGUUAAAACAGAGACAUGACGGAGGUGAGGCUGGGAGUUAUGGUGGCAGUGAUGAUCUAAAUGGUAGGCGAGUUUAUGGCUCUGAGCAUAAUGAUUUUGGAAUCAGUAAAGAGGAACUGAAUGAAAGCAGAUUGUUAGCUGGCGGUAAACAUGGGACGUUAGGUCAAAAAUCAAUCCAUAUAGAAGAUAGUGCUGUAAGAGGAUCAAAAACCGUGUUCAUUGAAGGUGACACUGUGCCAGGAGCAUAUCAUUCUCCUCCAAGCCUUGGUCCUGUUAUAACUCAAAGGGCAAGGGGUGGCUGCCUACCAUCAUCAACGCGUGGCAUGAGUGUACGUCGAUCUGACCAAGAAAGGCUUCAUUAUUCGCACCCUGUAUCUUUGGAUAGAUUACCAGUGACAGAAGUCUACAAAGAAGGAAAGAAACCCGCUUUUCCUACAAGGGAUGGCUUCCAUUCCAUGAUGUCAGGAUCUCAUUCCAAGGAUUACUUUGCUAGCUCCUCAACAGGGUUGAGGAAUGACUUCCAAGAUCCCUAUCGGCAUGACCAGCACAUGCCUUCUUUGGAGGAAUUUUCAAGAAGUAGAAAACUAAAAGAUUCGGUAAGCAUUAAUGCAUAUAGGGAAAGACCGGUAGUAGAGUUUGCUCGAGAUCCUGAUUCUGGGCAGAAGAAUCUGAAAUUUUACCAGAGAGAUAGUCCUACUAGAGUUGAGUAUGAUGAUGACUAUUAUUUCUACCCGAACUCAAGGGGAAUGAUAUUUGAUGAUCGUGAGCUUCCAUCUGAUCACUUACACAAAGUUAUGCAUCCACGAGUACCACUUGACUAUGACCAUUCUCGAAUUGGAUAUGAUCACAGAACUGUGUCAAGAUCUAGUACCAUGCUCCCUGUUGUGGACAGAAUUGAUAAUAUUGAGGAUUAUUCUGGAAAUUCGAGAAAGGGCAUUGUGCUGAAUACUUCUACUUUAGAAAGGCACACACUAUCAGACUACCCAGAUAGAAGCAGAAUAUCAAGUACAUCAAAGCAGGGUGGAGAAUAUAUGGGUUCUGGACACAUGCAUGGCAAGUCUGGAAGGAGAAUAUCACAAGACUAUGAAAUAAAUCAUUUGGGUGCAGCGCAAGUUUGUCAAAUCUCACAUCUGAAAGAAGAUUAUGGUAUUGAAAGAGAAAGAAACCUGAAGUUUCAGGACAGGCAGUCUCCUGUGACCAAAUACGACGCGGAAAAGCAUAGAAAUACUAUUAGAAUGCAGAGUAUAAGAGACAAGCUUGGAGUAUAUGAACCAUCAGAUAGGAUGCUGAAAAGAAAAUAUGUUAAUGAAGAGCAUGGAAGUAUCCAUAAUCCUAGAGAAAUUAUGUCAGGUAACUGGAAUACAUCUAGAGAGUUUCAAGAUUGGUAUGAUAGUGGUGAAGAGUGGAAUGGUGAAGAUGUAGGGUCUGUGUAUACAUCUAGAUCAGCAAGAGUGGGCCAUAAUGAAUACUCUAAGGCCAAGAGGAAAUACACUGGAAUAGACCAGUAUGAUGAAUUUGCAUCAGAUGAUCGGCUGCUGUCUCAAGACUCUUUGGCGCAUUCACAAAGGCACUCAGUUAGAUAUUAUAAAAAUGGUGAUCAGUAUGGCAAGGGCCACCAAAACUAUGGUUCAUUAAGUAGGCAUAGGUCACAGCAAGUUGACAUAAAAAGUGGCUUUCACAAACAGCACAAAGUUUGGAAGAGAAGUGAUAAUUAUCUAGAGGAUGACCUCGUAGGUGAUGAUAAUGAUGCUGAUCCAUCAGAAGAUGGGCUGAGUUCUGCAGCUCUUGAGCCAUCAGAGGAUUCUGAGGAGUUUAUGCAAUUGGUACACGAAGCCUUCCUAAGAUACUCUAAACAAUUAAAUAUGCACCAGGGUGUUCGGAGGAGAUACAUGGAACAAGGAAAGGCUGGAACUUUGUUCUGCAUCGUAUGUGGCCGAAGCUUCUCGAAGGAGUUCAUGGACACUCAACGAUUGGUUACACAUGCAUUUAUGUCUAAAAAAGCUGGGUUGAGAGCACAACACUUGGGACUUCUCAAAGCAGUUUGUGCUCUGUUGGGGUGGAGUACUGCUAUCCCCACUGACAUUGUACUGUGGGUUCCCCAAGUCUUGCCGCAGGCAGAAGCUUUGGCUCAGAAGGAAGAUUUGAUUCUUUGGCCUCCAGUCAUCAUUAUCCACAAUGUUUCUAUGUCAGACAACAAUCCUGAAAAUUGGAAGGUUGUAAGUAUUGAAGAUCUUGAGGCUUUUCUAAGAGGUAAAGGUUUAAUUAGGGGGCGAAUCAAGAUGUGCCUGGGGAAGCCUGCUGAUCAAAGUGUUGUGUUGGUGAAGUUCUUGGGAACUUUCACUGGGCUUGGGAAUGCAGAGAGGAUUCAUAAGUACUUUGCAGAGCAGAACCGUGGCAGAGCAGACUUUGAGCGAGCAACCUCCAACAACGGAAAUAUAGUUGAAGCAGGAAUCCCAGGUGACAGUGUGGAGGAGCGACUUUUACAUGGAUAUAUGGGGAUUGCAGAGGACUUAGACAAAGUAGAUUUUAAUACCAGGAACUGGAGUUUGAUAAAGAGCAAGAAGGAGAUUCAGGACUUGGCCAAUGCUCCUGUUAAACCUUGAUGAGAGAGGUAGCUUUAUAUGUGGGUACAGAUACUAAUUUAGGACUGGAUAACGCUAUACAGCCGAACAGUUCUAUUAAUCUGACAUGUAAUGUGGAUUUCUUUGGAAAUAUGUGGGACUGGUGUGAUUGUAUAAUGUCCUAGGUUGGAGAGAACAGUUGAGUUACAUUCACGAUUUAUGAUCAUGUUUAAAGGAGAACAAGAAGGAAUAUUUUGUAAAAAUUGAAUGAACUCUAUUAAGAACUUGUUGCAAGG